UUUCUUCCAUGCAAUUGUCUCUUGUUCACUAUCUAGCAUCGGUUCUCUAGCUUUCUUGAUCUCUUUCUCUCUCUCUCUCUCUCUCUCUUUUUUUUUUCUCUUGGUUUACCUUAUCUCCUCUAGUCCAUAACUUGUGUCUUUUAGCAUUUCUCGUUUGCUUUCAUCAGCUUGUUAUUCUAUUCCCAUACCUCCAUUUUUAUUAGGUAUUUCUUUCUCUGACAAAACACCACCCCAUUUGUCUCUAAUCAAGUGCUUCAUUACUUCUUUUUUUUUAGCUGUUUCUCCCUCUCUGUCCUAAACCUUCAUUUUGUUUUCUGACAAGAUAUACUAGUUUUUAACCACAAUGUCAAGCAGAAGAUCACGUUCCAGGCAGUCAGGUGUUUCCAGGAUCACAGAUGAUCAGAUCACCGAUCUUGUUUCCAAGUUGCAACAGCUUAUCCCUGAGCUUCGAGGAAGGCGCUCGGACAAGGUAUCAGCUUCCAAGGUCUUACAGGAGACUUGCAACUAUAUCAGAAGCUUACACAGAGAGGUGGACGACCUCAGUGACCGGUUAUCUCAGCUACUAGCUUCCUUAGACACCGAUAGCGACCAAGCAGCCAUCAUCAGGAGUUUACUUAUGUAAUCAGCCUUUGUUUUUUCACUAUAUUUACUUACCUUCCAUAUAUCUAGGGUUUGGUGAUCACUAGUAGCAAUGCAGAACAAGUGUUUAAUCCUUGUCAAAGACUUGUUUUAAUCAAGUCUAUCAGCAUAUAUUAUAAAAUAAUAAUAAUAAUAAGUCUUCUAGAGUU
This is a messenger RNA of Theobroma umbraticum, 788 nucleotides long. RefSeq names its product basic helix-loop-helix (bHLH) DNA-binding superfamily protein (gene KDR). Gene Ontology annotation, biological process: regulation of DNA-templated transcription; regulation of growth. Gene Ontology annotation, molecular function: protein dimerization activity. NCBI's taxonomy places the organism in Eukaryota, Viridiplantae, Streptophyta, Magnoliopsida, Malvales, Malvaceae. The record is from RefSeq and is a predicted model, not a curated record.